Molecule: messenger RNA, 2064 nt
Organism: Populus euphratica (Euphrates poplar)
Lineage: Eukaryota; Viridiplantae; Streptophyta; Magnoliopsida; Malpighiales; Salicaceae
Product: serine/threonine-protein kinase AtPK1/AtPK6-like
Exons: 7
Coding region: 430-1857 (475 amino acids)
Biological process (GO): protein phosphorylation
Molecular function (GO): ATP binding; protein serine/threonine kinase activity
Source: RefSeq, a predicted model, not a curated record
UAUAAAUAAUAGAAAAGGAAAGCUGUGGUAGCCUCACGCUUUCUCCUCGAGAGUUCUCUCUCUUUGUAAAUCCUUCCCUAAUUCAAUCUCCCUCUGCGUCCUCUCUAGAAUUGACGGACUGAUCUUCAUGAAUUCAAGCACCACUGGAGCAUCGACCGUUUCCUGCAAAUCAGGAAACAAGAACAACCUUUUCUUCUGGAUUCUAUUUUGCCUAUUGCCAAAGUUCCUCGGGGCUUUUAUUGCAUUCGUCAACUUCCUUUUGAUUAAGGCCAUUGAUAGGUGUCCCUCAGUAGUUUGUGUCUUGGAUACCUGUGGAGAAAUCGUGCUUUAGCCAUUAUAGAUUUGGCCUUCUGCAGUUGGCUUCUGUGGUAGUGGUAGAUUUAGGUCAGCUGCAGUUGGCAUCCUGGUGAUAUUUGGCAUUUUUGCAAAAUGGUUUCCUCUCAAUUGCCUGGUUUGACAAAGAACCGGUUGUUGUUUCCUGUUAAUCCCUCUGAUACUGUAGUAUCAGAUCACGUUGAACUUGAUUUCACUGAUGUGUUUGGCCCUUUGCCAUCAAUAGAUGUGAGUUGUGGUGAUCCUCUGUCUGUAGGAGAUGGUAGUGAGCUUCUUUAUGAUGACCCUGUUGUUGUUCAUAACCGGUCACAUUCGUUGGUUGGCCCCUCUUCUUAUGUUAGCCAAUCAUUGAAGCUCAGCAAACUUAACUUGCAAGAGACGGAAGAUUCAUUGGAACUGGUUGAGUGUGUCCUGGACAAGACUAUUAAAGAACUAGAGGAGUCUUUCACAGAUGAUGGUGCUGUUGAGGAAGACAUGGAGGAUGUCAGUGGAGAUACUUUGAAGGUUCAAACUGUUGGCAUUGAAGACUUUGAGGUUUUGAAGGUUGUUGGGCAGGGUGCAUUUGGGAAAGUUUAUCAGGUGAGGAAAAAGGGUACACCAGAAAUAUAUGCAAUGAAGGUCAUGCGGAAGGACAGAAUAGUGGAGAAAAAUCAUGUUGAAUACAUGAGAGGUGAAAGGGAUAUUCUAACAAAAAUAGAUCAUCCCUUCAUUGUCCAGCUCAAAUACUCCUUCCAAACCAAAUAUAGGCUAUACCUUGUGUUGGAUUUCAUAAAUGGUGGCCACCUUUUUUUCCAGCUCUAUAACCAUGGCCUUUUCAGGGAGGAUCUGGCACGUAUAUAUGCUGCUGAGAUUGCUUCUGCAGUUUCUCACCUUCAUGCAAAUGGCAUAAUGCAUAGGGAUCUUAAACCAGAAAAUAUCCUGCUGGAUUCAGAUGGCCAUGCAAUGUUGACUGAUUUCGGCCUGGCAAAGGAAUUUGAUGAAAAUACGAGAUCAAACUCAAUGUGUGGAACAGUUGAAUAUAUGGCACCUGAAAUUGUUCAGGGAAGGGGUCAUGACAAGGCAGCAGAUUGGUGGAGUGUGGGAAUUCUGUUGUAUGAGAUGCUAACUGGCAAGCCUCCAUUUAUUGGUGGGAAUAGAAACAACAUUCAACAGAAAAUAGUCAAGGAUAAGAUCAAGCUGCCAUCGUUUUUGUCAAGUGAAGCACACUCUCUGUUGAAAGGGCUCUUAAACAAGGAUGCCGCCAAGCGCUUAGGAAGUGGAUCAUUGGGAAGUGAAGAGAUUAAGCGACACAAGUGGUUCAAGCCAAUCAACUGGAAGAAAUUGGAUGCCAGGGAGAUCCAGCCCAGUUUCCGUCCAGAAGUGGCUGGGAAGCAUUGCAUAGCUAACUUCGAUAAGUGUUGGACUGACAUGACAUUAUCAGAUUCUCCAGCUGCUAGUCCCAAGAUGAAUACCAAUCCCUUUGUGAACUUCACUUAUGUUAGGCCUGCGGCCUCUUUCCUUAAACAGAAUAGCCCCCUAUGUUAGAAAGCCAUACAUCGGAUCACUGCUUCAUCUCCCAAGAUAUGUGGUUUGAGCUUGAAGAAGUUUAUUUAUGAAGUGUCAAGAUAUCAUUUCGUGAGUUUUUUGCAAAGAAUGCUUUGCCUAUGGACAGGAUGUAUUUCUUCUGUUGGAUUGUGUUGUCUUGUAUCUGCUAGUCUUUUUGAAACAUGUAACUACAUUAUGGUUCGUGGA